This is a messenger RNA of Penaeus monodon (black tiger shrimp), 7459 nucleotides long. RefSeq names its product neurogenic locus Notch protein-like. Gene Ontology annotation, molecular function: calcium ion binding; Notch binding. Gene Ontology annotation, cellular component: membrane. NCBI's taxonomy places the organism in Eukaryota, Metazoa, Arthropoda, Malacostraca, Decapoda, Penaeidae. Gene Ontology annotation, biological process: cell differentiation; Notch signaling pathway; multicellular organism development. The record is from RefSeq and is a predicted model, not a curated record.
UAGUGGUGUUGGUGUUAGUGUGGGUGGCUCAUCUCCAACGAAUUCCUCUUCAAUGAGCAACUCAAUGUGCCUCUCUAAUACUGACCCUUCUACGUCAAGUAAAGAGAAGACCCCAAUGUGUCUUAUUAAUGAGCUUGCCAGAUAUAAUAAGAUUAAACACCAGUACUGUUUAACGGAUGAGAAGGGUCCAGCACACAAGAAGACCUUUACAGUAACAUUGAGGCUUGGGGAAAGUGAGGAAUACACAGCCUCGGGUCCCAGCAUCAAAAAAGCUCAACAUUCGGCUGCUGCCAUAGCUCUCGAGAAGACGCAGUUCAAACACCCUCCCCCAAAGACACAACGACAGAACAAACAAGUAGGAAGCACUCAUAUGAGUUUUGCUAUGCGGGAGAAGCUGCUGUUUAUACCUUUAUGGAGACCCCCCGUCCCCCAAUCCAUACUUCAACAUGCCACCAACAUAAGAGCCAUGUAUAAUCAGAAAUAUUAUGGACGACCGCCACUUUACCCUAUAUUCUUUGUAACAUUAAGAGUUGGCACUCGGGAAUUCAUAGGUAAAGGAACCACAGCUCAACAGGCAAAGCACAACAGCCUCCAAGCUUUAAAAUUAAUGAAGCAACUUCCCAUGCCUGAGAAUGCUACUACGUGUACACAAGGAGAUUUGUCAGAUUUGGACCCAAAUGCAGAUUUGAAAUCUCCUAUCUCCCUUGUUCAUGAAAUUGCACUGAAGCGCAAUUUGACUGUUGCAUUUGAAGUAAUACGUGAAUCGGGUCCUCCACACAUGCGAACUUUUGUCACAGUUUGCAUUGUGGGAGAAUAUAGAACAGAAGGAGAAGGCACAGGCAAGAAGGUCAGCAAAAAACGAGCAGCAGAACUUAUGCUAGAAGAACUACGCAAAUUGCCUGCCUUACCACCAACCUCACUCAUACGAGUUAAGCGUAAACCCACCACAAAGAAGAAAAGUCGAAACCUCAUCAAGGUGGGUCAAGAGGAACAAAAGGCAGCUCCAGAGUAUGGGCAGGGUAUCAAUCCAAUAUCAAGACUGAUCCAGAUCCAGCAGGCUAAGAAAGAGAAAGAGCCAGUGUAUACCAUGCUUGCCGAACGAGGGGUGCCUCGACGCAGAGAAUUCAUCAUGCAGGUAACAGUUGGCAACCAAAGUGCUCAAGGGAGUGGUCCAAAUAAGAAGCUAGCCAAAAGAGCUGCUGCAGAGAACAUGUUACAACUCCUUGGUUACUCCCGCCCACAGCCCCAACCUGGCAAACCUGCUAUCAAGACUGAUGGUGCUCACUCUGACCCUGACAAAACUAGGAAGGUGACAUUCCUUGAAGACGGAGGAGAGACUAGGGGAUCAGAUUCGGCUGUUGUUGGUGGUGUGAAUAACGUCAACCACAUGGGAGGGCCUGCAGUUGGUGGAGGACGUCAGCUAGUCCCAGGUCUCAUCAUGAUGCCAGAUGGCUCAGCUCUUCAUGGAUUCCAGCAGGUUCAGCCACAAGGUAUGGGUAUGGUCAGUGUUGGUCCUAUGGUAAAUAUGCAAGCAACAGCAACAAUAGCAAAGGAACUUUUGAAAUCAGGAAACUCUCCAACAGCAGAAGCAAUGGUAAAGCAGAACCCACCAACUGGCCCACAGGGACCACCACAGGGACCCCCUCCCUCAAGUCAACAGCAGGCACCUAUGCAGCCACCACAACAGCAGCAACAGCAACAGCCCAUGGCAACUUCUCAGCAGCAGCAACAACCACAGCCUCCUCCACAGCAGCAGGUCCCUCAACCACAGGCACCACAACAGCAGCAGCAACAACAGCAGCAACAACAGUCCAUGGUUAAUCAGAAUCAGACUGUGCCAUCAACCCAAGCUGUUCGGCCAAAGGAUCAACUGAUGUAUUUGGCACAGAUUUUAAGCUUGCAAGUGCAGUUUACUGAUUUUCCAAAGGGGAACAAGAGUGAAUAUCUGAGUCUGGUCUCACUUUCCACCAGCCCCCCUCAUGUAUCUCAUGGUGCAGGCCCUACUAUUGAUGAUUCACAUGAUCAGGCUUGCUUGACAGCUCUGCGAGCACUAGCGAAGAUGGGCCUGGACACAGUCACAGCAGCCAAGCAAGAAUAAAAAUCCAGCAAGUGAUCAGCAGGAGGAUAAUAUAAACCCUACUUGUACUGCUGAAGAUGCAGCUGAUGUUGGCAUUAUUUGUCAAUUGGUCUCAUUUUUCCUCUGUACUUGGGUAGAUGCACCAAAUUGAUUAAUGUCCACAUGUGAAGAUUGUAAUAACUAUUCUUGAAACAAAUGCCACUAGACAUUGAGGAACAAGGGAGUCACAGUUUGCAAGAAUUCUUAAGUACCUCCUCAUAUGUGCACAUUUAUGUCACAUAGCAGCUGUGUAAAAGCAGCAACAUAUUUGCUAUAAAGCUUUGAAGUCCUGCAAUGGGUACUAGGAUUUCAGCCUUACUGUCAUGCUGGUUGAUGUAAUCUUCCUCUGCACUUUCAUGUAACCCUUUACAUCACAGUGAUAUGACUAUCGGAAUAUUGAUACACAUUAUCGAUUUCACACACGGCUUGAUCUGUACUUCUGAGCCUUUUGUAAAGCCUUCUCUAGGGCUUCUUAUCUAAUAUUUUAUGUUGCGAGAUAUUAUAUGCGAGCACUUUUAAUCUCACAACUGCCGAUCUCGCCGUAUAUUCUGUCUUCCUCCUCCGUAUUUUAUCUUUUUAAAUCUUAUCUAUUUCAUUAAGCAUAUCCUAAGAGAUUAGAAUUCUUUAUACGGAAGAAAAAGAGAGAUUACCAUGUCCCAAUAUUAAGUGAAACUGUAUGGCAAACAGUGAUAUUAGGGGAUACUGAGCUUUAGCUUUUAUCUGUGCUAAGGCUCAAUUUCCCUACUUAACAAAUUGAUUACCUACAGAAAUGUAUGAUGCCUCCUGCAGACUUAGUGUGCGAUGCUGGUUAUCUGGUGCCACUGUUGGGGUGGAGUGUGGUAGGGAGGGAGGAGACUAUCCACCCUCUCCUGCCCUCCCUCCUACACUCAUGUAAUCUUAGGAUGGUUGUGUACAAGAGCUGCCUCCCAUAGAGAGAUAUUGUAUAUUUAGUCACAGUGCAAUGAGUACUGCAUGUCAUUGUGGUAACAUUCAUGUCAUGUCGUAACAUUUGAGACAACUUAGUCAUUCCUUAAGCUUGUGACCUCUAUUUGUAUUUCCCCUUUGACUUUGGUUCUCUGCUUUUACCGUUUUGAUUAGUACAAGUGGCAUUAAAACAAGGAACAACAAGAAAUGCAACACUGAAGAAAGUAACUAUACUUUUACUUUAAACCAAGUUUUUUCCCAGUCCAUGAUGUUUAUGCUGUCAGGAAUCUUCAUGGUAAGUUUUCCUUGCUUGACUAAAUUAAGAAAAAGUGAUUCUUAGUUGUGUAGAUAUUUUUUGUUAGGUUGAUUAGAGCAGCACUUGAUAUGUUAGUUUAAGUUCAGGCUUCAGACUUCAUAAUUGGUGCACAUCCAACCCCUUGCUCAUCUUUAAGUGUAUCAGUUUUGUUUUGAUUAAGUCACCCUUAAAUAAGUAUCACUUCUGCUUCUAGUCAUAGCAAGGAAUUUUCCCAGAUUAAGUACAGUCAUUAACAUCAGAACAUCAUAAACCAGAAAAAUUAGUGUGAACAGAUCCUUAUAGGGCAGGAAAAGCUGACAUACCAACCAUAGAAUAUUUAAAACUUUUUCAUCCCAGCCCUGAAGUUCCCAUAAUAUCUGAACUCAGUAGAGGUUUAGAUGCUUAUCAGCUUUACAAAUACUUGCAGUUGCUUUUGUCAUUACUACUAGGAUAUCAUUUGUUGUGGAGCAUAGUCAAUUGUUUGUUUUUUUUGGCUGAAAGAUUUCUAUUUAUAGCUCUUCUAUUUGGUCCUGUCAAUGAGAACUGCAAUAACUGUAAGAAGAAAACGUUUAAUAGAAGUGUUUUGGCAGCAAGAACCUUUAAUUAAUGACUUACUGGUACUGUUCUGUUAGCUAUGUCCCUUUAAGGUAAGAGCGCUUCAUAACUUGUUCUUCAUGGCCUCUAGCUGCUUUAACCGAAUGAUGCGAGCUAUGUAACUGUAGAAGAUGAUCAGGGUUUGCCGAGAUGAUCAAGUCCUUUGAUGGUACAAAUAUGCUGUGGAGCCAUGUAAUGUCAGUGAAGAUAGGCAGUGAAUGAGCUCACAAAGUGGCCACAAUGGUAUAGAUGUAAUUGUUAUGCCCCCAUUAAUAACAAAACUGACCUGCUCUUAUGGGGUUAUUAUAUUUGUAAAUGCCUCUCUGCAUAUGUGGUAGCUAUACCAUAGGCUGGAUUUUAAAACAGACACUUUUAUCUAAGCAGAAACUUGCUGCUUCAGCAGAUUGUCUUAAGAAACGAAUUGCUCAAGUGUUUUCUUUACUGCAGUUAAAGUGAUGUUUUAAUAAUCCAUUACCUCAUUUCUUGAGCAAUACCACUCUAAGCUCUCUAACCCCCAACAGAACCAGAUAUAAGGAUUUGGGGCAGGAUAGUGUUAUUCGCCAAACCCCUUUAGUAUGUGUUUAUCAACUGUAGGAUGUGUUAUAUAACCCAAACCCAAUAGUUGUCUCGAGCUUGAAUUUGUAAAUCCAAACAGGAUAUAAAUUUUUGCUUGUGAUGACAGAGGGGUUGACAACAGUGGCGGUUAACACUCUCAUGCUGUGAUGAUGCCGUGAGUGCGACUGAUUACAAUUAUGAACACAUAUGAAGACAACGGAAAAUACUGCCUGAGUGGACUAUGAGCUAUGGCUCGAGUAACUUUCUGGUGGUGUGGUCAAGUGAAUGGUAAAAUGCUUACAGCUGUAGGUUAGAUGGACUGAGAUCUAACCCCACUCUCUGGCUGAAUAAGUGGCAAUAAGAUGGGACAAAAUUAAAUGCGUGUUGGUCUUUAGCACUCUGGACUUCUGCAUAAACCUUGAUUAUGCUAAUUGGCUAAGCAGUAUGACUUAACCAAUUAGAAGUUUCAAGGCCUAUGCAGGAUUCAAGAUCUAAGUAACAAGCACGCCUUAAUAGUACAUGUUUGUUUUAUUCUAUGUAAUUCAGUUUAACCAGGUAUUUUUGUGCCAAUUUCUUCCUGUACGUGAUAUGAUAGUAUUAUCCUUUCUGAUGCCUUAUUAAUCUUUGACUGGAACAAAAACAUGUAGAUCUUUUUGUACCCUAAGCCCAUUAAUGAAAUCUCUUUUAAUCACUAUUGAAUAUCUGAUACUUAUUUUGUGAUAAUUUUUGUAAAGUAGAUAACAUAUGUUCUCUUGUGAUUUAUCAAAGAGCGAAGGGAUUUUUACUUAACCACACCAUCAGGAUUUCAGCUAACUCUAGCUGAGAAAUGUGACAUGACCUACUGUUCUGUGUAUUGCCAUGAGUUACAUAAGGUUCUCUGUCCUCCAGUGUCAAUGGAAAUGGAACCUUAUUAGAAUGUGGUUUAAAGCUGGUAAUGACAGGUCAGGUCACAGAACAAUGAGGUUCCCAAUAUUUAUGAUGUAACUACAACGGCUAUGGCAGCCCUUUGAAAGUCACACAGGGCUGUUAUGGUUGUUGUAGCCUCAUUGCAAAUGUGUGACCUUUUUUAAUGAUGUUUCACUUUCUUAUUUCCCUCAUGUGGUUAAUGGUUCAACUUUAGCUUUGUAAUUUUUUCCUUCUAAGUAAAGAUAAGUAUAUUUAGUGAAUGUGCUUGAUUAAAAUAUUGCUUUUUGGUGACCUGUAUUGCAAUGUCUUAUUGAAAGAACAAUUAAUUUUUUUGCUUGCAAUUUAGAAUUAAAGUGUUUAGAUGCUUCAGUAUUUUUGACUUCGCUGUUGUCUUCAUGUCUAUUCAUUUAGAAUAUUUGAGGAUUCUUGGGGUGUGAUGGUGGUGGCAUGUUCCUGGUCUUGGGUACACAGUAACUGAGAAUUGUCACUUUUUUACUGCCUCACCUCUUUACAAGGUACAAUAUGUAUAAUUCAUGUUUUGUGCUCUCAAUAUUUUGUUUGAAAAUAUUUGAGAAUUCUCUCUAGUUUUGUAAAAGAAAUGCUGCUCCUACAUUAUUUUCAUACAUUAACAAGAAAAGUUUGUAAAAUCAUUUGAGUGUUGGUGCAGAGAUACAGCAAUGAUCUAUAUUCGUUAUGGUGGUAAAUCCAGUGUGUCUGUUUUCUGUUUGUGAAGAUGUUAUUAAGGUAUUACUACCUUGAGGGAAACCAUUAGAUCUACCUAAUAACUAAUAUAGUCCCUCAUUACAAAGAUGUAUGUUGUACUUUGCAAGGCCCACUGUUUUUAUUUAAGAAGAUUUGGUGGAAAUGAUCACAAAUUAAAUGUAUGCUUUGUAAAUAUUUACUUUGUACUUGUUUUCAUCUUCUAGCUAUACCAUCAGCAUUUGUUAAAUGUAAGAUAUUACCAUGAGCCUAUACACUUUUGUUUAUUUUAUUAGCUGCAAUACUAAGACUCACUUUGGACGUUGAGUAAUAAUGUAGGACAUGCGCAUAAUAAUUUCAGUACUUAAUUGAAUAUACACACAAAUUAGACCUGCAGUAUAUACACCAGAGUGUUCAGUGUAAUGAGUCAAAGUGGUCGAAGGUGGAUAAGGUUGCAUGAUUAAUUUAUGUGAUAUACAUUUGAUGUUCAACAAAUUUAAUAUGAUACCUCUUCUGUUUAUAUGGAUUGGAAAUGAGGUAUGUAAUAUAUACAUAGCCCUUUCAUAACAUGUUAGAAAUAUAUUAUUUCCUUAAUGAUGGUUACAACCAAACGUGUUUAGUGUUCAUAAUGAGUAAGAACUGGAAGAAAUUCAAAUACUUUUAACCCUUUUCCAGUAGGGUCAUUUUGUGCUGUGGUAAUAGAUAUAUUCGCAAUUUUCUUGUCAAAAAAAUUUUUAUGUUACCUUAAAAGACUGCAAUUUGACUUGACAGUCUCCAGGUGGUCCACAUCAAGUCACCCUGCAGCGUUUUUGGCAAGGUGACUCGUAAAUAUCAGGGACACCGUCACCCCUACCACCACCACCCCAGUAUCUCAUUAUCCGGGAUGACCUUGACAGAGCCGCCUUCACUAAGGUGUGGACGCCGCCCUAUCUGAUGAGUACCCUACAAUGUAAAUCAAGUACAUCAUAUGCUCUUUUAAUGUUAUUUUUGUAAGGAUUGUGAUUAUGAAGGAGAUGAAGUAGAGGAUUUAGCUUUAUUUGGAUUUUUUGGUUUAAUGCUAUAGCGUGUAAUAGUAUGUUAUAGCUGAUUGCAUAUACAAACGAAAUUGGCAUUUCAUUUACAUUGAAUUUUUCAGGCUGUUGUGUAUAUGAAGUUUUCAUCUGGUGUUUAUGAUAAGUUCAGGUUAUUAAUGUCAUUGUCAGUUAAUUGUCACUUGUUAAAAAUAUUUCUUAUUUUUGUUAUGAGAGCAUAUAUAGAAUCCCAAACUUACAAUAUUUUAAGUGGAUUGUGAUAUUAUUUAUAUGGGAUGAGUCACCUCCCAAGUCUCGGCUCUGUUAUGGUCAAACUCUACAAUAAAAGGUUGAUCUGAA